AAGUAACGCUUGAAUUAAGAAAACAAGAAAAUUGAAUCAUGAAAAAAGUGUGGGCAGUUUUCUUCAUGUCCGGCUUCAUAUGUGCCAGUUCCCAGUAUAUUUAUUUGAAUGAAAGAAACGACUGCAACCGUAAUGAAGAGAAUAUUGGAACACUUUCUGCUCUUCUGGACGAGAUGAAAAAGAUUCAGCACGAAGUGGAUGAACUACGGAAGGAAAAUGUGGAACUCAAAGAUUUGGUAACAAACCUUUCGACGACUAAACUUCAACAAGAAGUGUUUGAACUGCGGCGGGGUUAUAGGGAAAUUAAGGAUUUGCUGACAAACCUUACACCAAAAGGAUCCAAACUGAGUUCAAAUUGUAAGGAUCUAUAUGUAAACGGACAAGCAAUCUGGUGUUUAUGAAAUAUAUCCCUUUGAAAACAAUAGCCAAAAGAGCGUGUACUGCGAUAUGGAGACAGAAAGUGGAGGGUGGACAGCAAUCCAGAAACGUACGAGUGGAUCAGUCAGUUUUGACAGGACAUGGACGGAGUAUAGAGAUGGUUUUGGUUAUCCUAAUGAUUCUUAUUGGAUUGGGAAUGACGUGAUUCAUCAACUUACUAAGGGAAGUAACUCAUCCCUGUACGUCUCCAUCACAUUACAAAAUGGUACAACCCUGUAUGAACGUUAUCAUCAGUUUUCUGUGUCGGGUGAAGAUGACAUCUACAAACUAUUUCUUGGAGGUCCAGCAUCUGGAACUUUAGGUGACCGUAUGUUAGACACCGGUUCUCCUGAUUACUUAGAUCUGUCUGGGAUGUCAUUCUCCACUCCGGAUAGAGAUAAUGAUAGAUAUAUUGGUAAUUGUGCUGCUCUCAGUAGCCGUAGAGGAGGCUGGUGGUUUAACUGGUGUAACUCCGCCUUCCUUAACGGUCCCUGGUCCUCGGCACUUUGGUCGACACCAUGGCAUCCUACAGUGACCGAUGGCAGACUAAUUCAAGAGACUCUCAUGAUGAUAAAGUCCUCCUGA
Molecule: messenger RNA, 1002 nt
Organism: Saccostrea cuccullata (small rock oyster)
Lineage: Eukaryota; Metazoa; Mollusca; Bivalvia; Ostreida; Ostreidae
Product: ficolin-1-like
Exons: 5
Coding region: 448-1002 (184 amino acids)
Source: RefSeq, a predicted model, not a curated record